Molecule: messenger RNA, 1134 nt
Organism: Blepharisma stoltei
Lineage: Eukaryota; Ciliophora; Heterotrichea; Heterotrichida; Blepharismidae
Source: the annotation of a GenBank genome assembly
AUGGCAACGAAUUUUUCCCCAUUGGUGUUUGAUAGCAUCAAUGUAGGAAGGCACAUCAAAGGGUCUAAGAAGCGGUAUAUAUGAAAAUUUGAACUUGACGGGAAAGAAAAUAUAGUUGAUUUGUAUAUAAACCAUACAUCAUGAAAUAGAUAAUCCUAUAAAUAUUCCAAACAAUAUUUAAUCUUAAGCAUAAUCAAUGAAAUUUAACAUAAGCAAGUUCACAGGUAAAAGAAAAAUAUGCAAUUUGCACUAAUAGAGCCAUAAAGGCAGUAAAUAAAAAAUGCUUAUUCAUAUAACUGCUCUAUGUUAUUAUAUUCAAUAUAUAGGAUACUUAUAAACGGAGAUAUUAAAAUUGAUGCAAGAAAGCUAGGCGCUUAUGCAACCUAUCCUUUGAAAAUUGGAAAGCAUUCAAUUAUUGUUUAUGAAAAAGAAGCAAAUGUUUAUGAUUUAAGAUGCGAUAAUUUGUCGUUCGAUGAGACCAUGAGAAAAAUCAAAUAUAAAUCAACUCGAGAUAAUGAUUUUUCUAAUUCUGAUUUAUUUGAUAAGUACGAUGCUUUAUCUAUUAAAAAUAUGGCAUACCUAUAUGAUGAAGAGCAUAGCAAUAGGCAUGAAAAAAAUAAAUGGAAAACAAAUUUAUCAGGAAUUAAAAAAUCAAAAAAGCAGCCAUCCAAUGAAUUUCAAACAUCGACGAAUCCCAGCAAAAUAAUUGACCAUUCAAGUCACAAAACAUUAGAGCAGCCUAAAGAAAAUGAGCCUCUUGAUAUAAUGAAUACACCUUCUACGACAAUUUCUUUCAUGCCCUCAGAUUUAUUUACAAAUCCCACUUCAGAAAUGCAACUUGGUACAUUUUCAAUGAGUUCCAAUCCUUUUGAGUCCAAUUCUAUUUAUCCUCGUAUCCAAGAAUCUCAAAGCUUCACAGAGUCACAAAAAUACAACUCUACAUCUGAGCAUAGUAUCUUUGAAAAAAGUCAGAACUUUCCUUAUGAAGAAGCCCAUACUCACAAAACAUCUAAAAAUCCAUUUGAUUUCCCACAGGACUAUUCUAGCUAUCAAAACCAAUUAUCGCAAUAUCAGUACUCCUCUGAAAUAGCUUAUCCUUAUGUGACGUCAAGACCUUGAAUUAAUCCUCAUUAG